AUGGCUAUAGGUAAUAUGCAAACAGCGAAAACUUGUGGGAUUUGUUCGGUAGUAGGGCAUCCAACCAAUAUAUGCCCAACUCUUCAAGAGGAGCCCAUUGAGCAAGUGAAUGCAGCGGGUGGUUUUCUUGGACAACUGCAAAGGAAGUAUGAUCCCUAUUUGAGCAUGUAUAACCCAAGAUGGAGGGAUCACCCCAAUCUUAGCUAUGAGAAUUCACAAGAGACGAGGACCAAUAUUCAAAGUCUAGAAAAUCAGAUCGGCCAUAUGACAAUUGCAAUUACUCAACUAGAGGCACAAAGUUCGAGAAAAUUACCCUCUCAAACAGUAGUAAAUCCAAGAGAAAAUGCAAGUGCAAUCGUUUUGAGAAGUGGUAAAGAGGUUGAGAUUCUAGUAAAUGAAGCACUUGCAUCGUUGAAGCAAGAAAAGGAAAAAACCGUUGUUGUAGACAGGAACAUUCCCAAUGACGAUGAUAGGAAACAAAAACUUAGAGGAUGUGAGAAGGUGAGAGUAGGAGAUAAUGUUUCUGCAGUUAUUCAAAGAAAACUCCAUGCGAAGUGCAAAGAUCCAGAUAUGUUUACUAUCCCUUGUACGAUAGGUAACACUAGAUUUGAGAAGGCCAUGAUAGCUUUAGGAGCUUCUAUCAAUGUCAUGCCAUAUUCUAUACAUACUUCUUUAAAACUUGGACCUUUGAAUAAAACUAGGGUUGUGAUUCAAUUGGCUGAUAGAUCUAAUGCAUAUCCUAAGAGUGUAGUUGAGGAUGUUCUGCUGCAAGUUAAUGAUUUGGUUUUCCUUACUAACUUUUAUGUGCUUGAUAUAAAAAUUGGUGAUCAAACUGCUCCUAUUUUGUUAGGAAGACAUUUCUUAAAAAUAUCUAAGACUAAUAUAGAUGUUCAUAGUGGCACGCUUACUAUGGAAUUUGAUGGUGAAAUUGUUAAGUUUAAUAUUUAUGAUACCAUGAAAUAUCCUGGUGAUAAUAAUCUUAUUUAUUCUUUUGAUGUGAUUGAUUUUUUAGCAUAUGAAGUUUUUGACCUUAAUGGAAAAGAUGGAUUGGAAGUUACCAUUAGUAAGUAUCUUGAGAAAGAGAAUGAGGAGUUAGCCUUGAGUACUAAUUUAAGCGUUGAAUGA
Messenger RNA from Carya illinoinensis, 1125 nucleotides. RefSeq lists its product as uncharacterized. Bases 1 to 1125 code for a protein of 374 amino acids. The record is from RefSeq and is a predicted model, not a curated record. The transcript has 3 exons. NCBI's taxonomy places the organism in Eukaryota, Viridiplantae, Streptophyta, Magnoliopsida, Fagales, Juglandaceae.